Talaromyces stipitatus ATCC 10500 is the source of this 2334-nucleotide messenger RNA. RefSeq names its product PHD finger domain protein. The coding region runs from base 1 to 2334 and encodes 777 amino acids. The record is from RefSeq and is a predicted model, not a curated record. NCBI's taxonomy places the organism in Eukaryota, Fungi, Ascomycota, Eurotiomycetes, Eurotiales, Trichocomaceae. The transcript has 3 exons.
AUGAGUUGGGAUCGUCCGGUCCAUAGCUUCAGCUAUUCCAAUGGCGAGCCCCAGACCCCGACGAGAACCCCGACCUCCGCAGCCUUUGCUGAAUCCUCUUUCCAAACUCCCAAAUUCGAAUCGAGUUUCUACGACCCUCGCGUGACAUGGGAUACUGCCGAUCCAUAUGCUUCAAGUCCGGAGCUGCUUAAGACUCCGCAGAGAUUUGUCUUCGGGACUCCCUCAAAUGGUUUACAGCAACACCGGCAACAGGAUCUUGAUGCUUCGUUCGGACAGCAUCCCUCGCCCAAUGCUACACUAAAGGGACCUGCGAAUACUGAUACCGUUAAGCGAAGACCGUCGACGAAGCCCACUGCCGCUAGUGUCUUUGGAGAAGAAGGACCGGGAACAAUCAACUCAGUCCGUUCAGCUGCCACCAUCCAAACACCACCGCCGACACGGACAUCAAAUAGGAAGACUUUGCAUUCGGAUGAACAAGGAUACUUUGGGAGUUCCAGGAAACUGUCUGAAGUCACGCAAACGCAGUUGGAGACACCGAGUCGGAUAAUCGCCUCGUCACCGCAUUUGUUUGCCAAUUUCCAGAAUUCGCCCGAUUUCUUCCAGUUCUCCAAUAUCGAUGCUACUUCGUCUCCGUUUUUCCCACAGCAGAAACUCUUCCUCGACCAGGAUGUGGGAAAUGUCCCGUUACAGGUCUCAAACGACCCCUUUGCUGAUACCAGGCCCUCGUUCAUGACAACAUCAGCUGUGUCUCAAGUGCAGGCACUUGAAGUUCCUCCGCUUCCUACUAUACAGGGAUCUUUAGACUUGCCUGAUUUUGGCACCGAUAUGAGCUUUGGUAUGGGGUCAACAGCUCCGGCAGAUGCAGCUCUGUUUCCAACCCCCUUCUCGGCGUCCCCUCGAGUACCAAUCACAAAGACCGAAGAUCCUAGCUUGUUUCUGAGCUCACCUGCUCGACGAUUCGGUCCGCCACAGCCGAUGCCACAGCCGAUGAGUGCUUCUCGACCUACAAAGAGACAGCCGUAUCACCACCAAACUGAAGAAGCCAAAAGGGAGCAACUACGCCGUACAACAAGCAGAAGUGCCCGUCAACCCCUGGCUGGAGCUUUUUCGGAUGAUGAGGUCAAUGAUGAGGAUGAGGGCUUUACGCCGCGAGCUGCACCAACUCUUCGUCCUGGAUUGGCUAGAAGUAAAACGACAACUGCUAUUUCAGCUACACAACAGUCGCGGCAGCAGAGUCAGCAGUCGUCCAGCAGUCUGGCAUCGACGAGUGGCAUCAAGAAAACGCCGUCUAAAGGCCGUUCAUCUCCCGUCAAAGCCAUGAGACCAUCAUUACCACGAGCAAGCUCGGCCUGUGUUCCAACCCGGUCACAGUCAUUAAUCCUAAAAAUUGACAAGGAUGGGCGUGCAAAGACGGAACUUCAAGAUGCCCCAGGAAAAGUCGUGUCUAGUGGUUUUACUGGUCUGACAGAUCCAAUCUCUGAAAUGGAUAUCGACGGAUCAAUUACCGAGAGCGAAACCGAUUCUGCUGAGUUUUCUGACAGUUCUGCUUUCCAUAGCACACACCAUUCAUUUGCAUUUCCAGCGUCAACCCUUACGAAGCCCAAGGUCAGUCGGACGGGGUCUAUAUCACGACCCAACUCGAAGAGCUCCUUUGCAUCUACCAUCAGCAGCUCGUCGGCUUCUGGACGUCGAUCACCAUGGGCAGAGUCACGGCCGAUACGACCUCAAUCUGCUAUAGUGUCAUCCGAUUGGAUAAAUACUCCUCAACGGUUUGCGACAAUCACCAAUGCCAGCUUUACGCGUCAGUCAUCUUCUACAGAUAGCACCCUCCCGGAUCCAGACGAAGACACAGGAGACGCACAACAUGCCCUGAGACAGGUUCUCAAGGGACGAGGGAGGAAUACAAUCGGCCGAGCUCCAGGUAGUAAUGUUAUGAAAGCACGAAUGUCCGGUUCACAAACGAUGCAUAACCUACGGUCAUCACCACCGGGUAUACACUCAGUGUUUGAUCUGGGUUCUGGUGACCCUACCACGUCGCCUACUACACUUACGGAUCCUGAUUUGGCGACGCCGGGUUCAGACAGGCACAGCAAUCCUAGUAGUGGUACGCGAUGUGUUUGCAAGUCAUUGGACAAUGGCGGCCAUCUUAUGAUUCAGUGUCAUUGGCUACACACAAAAUGUGUUGGUCUCGACCGAGCCAACUUACCUCCAGUGUACAUAUGUGUAUACUGUUCCUCGACACCGAUGCGUGGCGGACGUCUACGAGAUCCAUUAGCAGCAAUGUCUCAAACAGCAUCGUCACCACUAGCGCGAAAGUCAUUUCGAUAUCGCUGA